This is a messenger RNA of Mya arenaria, 1497 nucleotides long. RefSeq names its product protein FAM166B-like. The record is from RefSeq and is a predicted model, not a curated record. Lineage: Eukaryota; Metazoa; Mollusca; Bivalvia; Myida; Myidae. The transcript is spliced from 6 exons. The coding region runs from base 109 to 1023 and encodes 304 amino acids.
GAUCAACUUUCAAACCCAAUAGAGGAAAUAAAAUAGAUAGUGGUAGUUUAAACUUAGGGUAGACGCUUUAUUUUGCUAGAAUUUGUUUUGUUUAUUAAUUUAUUAAAAAUGCCUUUACCAGCGAACGGGAAAAGUAUUUUAAUGACACCGGACCCUUAUCAUACACCGGGUUAUGGCGGAUUCUGCCCACAGUUUAAAUACCAGAUCGGUGAGACUUUUGGAAAGACCACAUCCACGCUCCUGCGUAACAAUGAAGUAGCAAGUUCCGGUCAACUGGUUCUGGCGGAAAUCCGGGCCAAUUCUGCCCCAAUGCCGGAUGAGGACCCCAGGAACACCCUCUUGCGCUCCCGGACACAUAGCUGGGGCGACCAGAAACUUAUGGAACAGAUGAUUCCCGGAUAUACAGGCUUCAUUCCCCGUGCUGAGCACUUUUUCGGUAAGCGUUAUGCUGUCAAUUGCAAGGGUGCAAUUUCCGACUUCGAGCGCGAUCACCGAACCCAGCUCCGGAACGCCGAGGAGCUCCGAUUGACAGAAGCUGUUCAGUCGGGAAAGAUCGACAAGAACGCCGUACCAAGCCUCCCACCAAUUCACAGCCGCCACAUCACUCCUCUGAAGCCGAUUGCGGCCAGUGCCAAACCCUACAUCUCGGCGAACCCCUCCAAGUCUGCAGAGUCGCCCUACUAUAUGGCCAACGAGAACGAGAUGAAGAGAUUCAUGUCAGGCUACACUGGUUUCGUACCGAGGGCGCGCCCAAGGCUCGGAAUGGGCUACCCCAUAAUAACCCAUGAGGCCCUUAACGAGUUCACCUCGGAUACUUCCCGUCUAAAGGCCCUCAAAUCACAACCAAUCAAAAUUCACCGGGACCAGGCCAUUGUAAGGGAUAGCAAAUUGAUCUACCCGACUGAAAGUGGACUCGUCCCGCACUACACCGGACAUAUACCAGGCCAGAAGUUCCGAUAUGGUGAGACGUUUGGACACAGUACCGAGAACGCGAAACUCUCCGAAGUCCGCGCAUCCGUCUAGUUAACAUAGCAACCCUAGUUUCCAUAACAAUCAUAAACACUGGUCAAGUUUUCAUUUCAUAAAGUGGACUUGUAUUUCGUUUUAGUUUGUCAGAUACAAGUGCAUUUUUACUUGAGAAUGAUAUUUUGAAAAGACAACAUUUCUGUAUAAAUACUAUAAGUCUGUCUGUUGUCAAUGAAUUGUUUAAGUGUUGAUGGUGAAUAUAUGCAUUUCAUACGGUUAAAUAAUUAUCGUGUCCGAGACUGUGAUUGAUGAAAACAAAGUUUUAUUCCUCAAUUUUGUAUCUUAUAAUCCAGCGAGAGCACUUAAUAUGUAAUGUAAGAAUAGUUAUAUAUACAAACUUUCCAUUGUCUUUCUGAGAACACUUUCACUUUUAUUUACUUCUUGAGUAUUUUAUCCGAAGCAACUAUGUGAUUUUGUACAGUAUUAAGUUUGUUUUACUAACUGUUCUACUGCAUUAAACAUUAAUCUGUG